AUGAUGGCGGCCAAUCACUUUGCCAGUUCGCGUCAACAUCCGCACCUUCCGCCUCACCUCAAUCCUCUCCCUCCACUCGAGCCAUCCGCCGAGCGUCACGGAUACCACUACAACGCCAGCCGUAGGGGCUCGACAGAUCCCAUCCUCCAUGCUUCGCUAGCAGCUUCGGCAAGCGCCAACUUUGCGCAUGGGCACAGCCACAACGGCAGCUCUGGCUCGUCGCUUGCGAAUCCCAGCCUGUUUGACGCGCCCAGGCGUCGCAGCAUCCAGAUUGAGCCCACCGUGCCUUCGGGUCACGGCAGCCCUUUCGCCAGCCCAGGACACUCGGGCCUUCAUUCGUCUCGCUUCAUGAGCCAGAACAACAGCCCUACCCCGCUGGUGCAAUCGCAUAGCGCCGAAGACCACCAUGUCUCGAAUUCCAACUCGAACUCGAACUUGUCCUCCCACGCAGCGCACGAGGCGUCAGAAGGUUCUCGUCACGCCCAGAUCCAGCCCAACUACCAGUUUGGAAGCUAUCCCGCGCCGCCAAAUGCAGAUUACCGUCUGGACGAGAAGCAGUCUCAUCCGCGCAUACCCCAUCUAAGUGCCCCCGACGGUGAGGGUGGAGGUCCGCUAGUCGAAGGCGGUGGACUGAUGUCAGAAUCCAGACGAGGCUCUUCCAGCAGUCUGGGUGCAUCCAAGCAUCUUUUGGUGGACAAGGAUUCCAAGCCGUACAGUCGAUCGCCCGAGCUUCGCGUCAGCCACAAGCUCGCUGAGCGAAAGCGUCGCAAGGAGAUGAAGGAGCUGUUCGACGAUCUGCGUGACCAGCUCCCCGUCGACAAGGGCCCCAAGACGUCCAAAUGGGAGAUCCUGAGCAAAGCCGUCGAGCAUAUCGCACAGCUCGCCGACGAAAGGAAUGAUCUCGCCGCCGAAGUCGACCGACUGAGAGCCCAGCUUGGCGGCGCCCACCCCUCGCGCGGCGGCGGUCCUCCGAUCAGCUCCGACAUCAAGCAGCAGCACAUGAACGGUCACAGGUCUACCGACUAUGAUCACCCCUCCCGCUGA
This is a messenger RNA of Sporisorium graminicola, 1044 nucleotides long. RefSeq lists its product as uncharacterized. Gene Ontology annotation, biological process: positive regulation of transcription by RNA polymerase II. Gene Ontology annotation, cellular component: RNA polymerase II transcription regulator complex. Gene Ontology annotation, molecular function: protein dimerization activity; DNA-binding transcription factor activity. The record is from RefSeq and is a predicted model, not a curated record. Lineage: Eukaryota; Fungi; Basidiomycota; Ustilaginomycetes; Ustilaginales; Ustilaginaceae. The transcript has a single exon. The coding region runs from base 1 to 1044 and encodes 347 amino acids.